UAGACUAUUCGCCUCCAGAACGAAACUAGCAAAACUAGCAGCAUAACAAAACAAAAUUUUUUGUUAAAUAUUUCCAAAUUUUCUGUUUAACAAAUAUUAUAAGUCAAAUAUGUCUACAAAGACUCUAAAGUUGGGAUUUUUUAAUAAAUUUCACAAAUUUUUUGGAUCGAAGUGCAUUCGAAACUUGCACAAAGCCGCUGUCAAGCCAGUGCGCCCGAACCCAGAGCCUUGCAGCAACGAUGGGCCAUUGCAGCGGGUGCUCAGGCAGAUCCAAACAAUUCCAAGACCGUCAUAUUUGGGCUUUCACCCGGCACGCGACAGCAAGAGCGAGGAGAUUCCAAAGCUACGUGCAGCAAGUCGCCACACAGCGUCUGCCACAACGUUGGGUGGGCGACCGCGAAGGGAUAUGUCCCAGACAAUGCUCUCUUCGUUCAAGAAAACGCUCUCUGCCUCGAGGGGAGUGGCGGCAAAGGAGCGUUCGAAAAGACAGCGAGAGUCUUCCACGUCUUCGAUUGCCAUGCAAUCUUCGCCAAGUCGGAGAGUUGGGACUUCGCUUAAUGCUGCCGACCUGCAGGACACACGCGAUAAACUCAUGAAGAUGCUACGGCGAAAGGAGCAGCGCCAGAGCGCUCCCAUUGAUACAACCGUAAGUGCCAUUCGCAUAAAUAGCCCGGAAAAUGCUGGCAGCCGGUCCUACCGUCGCAUUCGAGUGCAUUCGUCCUGGCCGCAGCUGAACGUGGACCGCUGUCAGAGCAACGUCAAACUCAUUGGCUCAAACAGUCGGCCGUCGGUCAAGGUGUCCCGCUCGGUUAGGCCACCGAAACCAGCAAAACGCGUUCAAAAGGAUCUGGCCAGUGGGUCAGGUGCUGAUGUGAAGUCGGCCGACAGUCGGUUCGAAAGGUUCGAAAACAAAAACCUCAAACUGGAUAAUAACCGAAAACAGCUAACAGCCAGGAAGCCAGCCAAGAUGAGUGCCUCAGGCAGCGUGUACCCCCCGAAGAAGGUGUCAUCGUCGGGAAAACGCACUGAAAGCAUAAACCUUCGGGCACCCAAGAAUUCCCGCUCGAUAUCGCUCUACGCCAAGCGAAACGACAGUUCUGCACCCGGCAUCCAGCUGCCAGAGGAUGAACAAGCAUUUGAUUUGGCAGAACUUAUGGAAAUCGAAUCGCAACUGAUGUCGACGCUGGCAACAUUCACCGAAGGCAGCCAGGAACUGGACAUGUCAGAGUUCUCUGAUAUAAAAUCCCUUCUCCAGCCAGAUGCUGUGCUGCCCAAAUUUGAUAAGGAAUUCGAUCUGGCAGAAUGCCUCGAAAUGGAAUCCAAAACAAAAGUGGCUUCUGUGGUGGCAACCCAAACCCCCAUCGAGAUUAUCAAUGAGACGCCUUUGCCUGCCAUAGAGGAGUCCCAGACACAGGAGAGUCCUACUGCCAACUCGAACGCAGAGACUGAAAAUAAUAAACCCAAAUACUUUGUCACCUACUGCUCGAGAUUACCUGGAAAUGCCUUCAAGCUCUUCGAUGCUGCUGAAAGAAGCCCAAAGAGAAUCUGGUCGAAGGUGGCUGAAAACGAGAAGGAAGACAACAAGCCCAGCUAUACCAUGAAAGUGCAGUCCAAACCGCUAUUACCCGUGGAGGAUAAUGAUGAAUCCGAAGAUUAAAUUUGCCUCCCAG
Molecule: messenger RNA, 1670 nt
Organism: Drosophila guanche
Lineage: Eukaryota; Metazoa; Arthropoda; Insecta; Diptera; Drosophilidae
Exons: 2
Coding region: 110-1657 (515 amino acids)
Source: RefSeq, a predicted model, not a curated record